Molecule: messenger RNA, 1224 nt
Organism: Lagenorhynchus albirostris (white-beaked dolphin)
Lineage: Eukaryota; Metazoa; Chordata; Mammalia; Artiodactyla; Delphinidae
Product: probable threonine protease PRSS50
Exons: 5
Coding region: 1-1203 (400 amino acids)
Biological process (GO): proteolysis
Cellular component (GO): endoplasmic reticulum
Molecular function (GO): threonine-type endopeptidase activity; serine-type endopeptidase activity
Source: RefSeq, a predicted model, not a curated record
AUGGGGGGCGCCGUCGUGGGGCCAGCCCCGGGAGCGGCAUCGCAAGAGGAGCGCCGAGGCUUAUUCGCUGCUUCUCGGGGAUGGAGCUCUGGUGUGGGGCGCUGGCCGGCUGGCGCAGUCCCCCGCAGCCCCCGAACGUCCGCCCUUGCCCACGCCGGGCUCCUGCUGAUGCUACUGCUGUUACUGCUGCUGCUGCUGCGGCCCGCGGGUGCCGCCCCUCCGCUCCUCCCACAGGCCUGGCCUCCACCUCUGAUCCUCUGCGUCCUUCCACAGGUUGCUUGGGCGCUGGCAAAGUGCCGGGGGCACUGUCCACGGAUGCCCCCGCCGACCUUGACGCCCCCUGUGCCCCCAGUGCCACCUGUCCCUCAGGCGGACGUCGCUUCCCCCGGCAGGCUGCCACUAGCCAGCCGCCCAGGACCCUGCAGUACUCUGCUUCUAAAGCCGACGAGGAUGAGUUCCUUUCCCCCUGUGGCUUCUCCUGUGAGCGGGACACCACCCUCAGGGAUCCGGAGGCCAUGGCUCGGCGGUGACCGUGGAUGGUCAGUGUGCGGGCCAAUGGCACAUAUCUGUGCAGGCACCCUCAUUGCCUCCGAGUGGGUGCUGACCGUGGCCCACUGCAUGAUCCAGAGUGAUGUUACCUAUUCAGUGUGGGUGGGGAGUCCAUGGGUUGACCAGAUAUCCAAGUCUACUGUCGACGUCCUGGCGCAGCAUGUCAUCGUGAACAGCCAUUAUCGGUCCCAUCGGUACUGGUCCGGGGUCGGCCGGGCCAAUGACAUUGCCCUCCUUAAGCUUGAGUGGCCACUCAAGUACAACAAGUAUGUCUGGCCCAUCUGCCUGCCUGGCUUGGACUCUGCGCUAAAGGACCACGCCCUGUGCACCGUGACAGGCUGGGGACUCCCCAGGGUUGAUGACCCCAACUCUGGAAGGACAACUGAAGGGAGCAUGCCAAACCGGCUUCUGUUGCGACUUCGCAUCAAGCAACUCCCAGGUCCGAGAGAGGAAGGGGGUCUCCUGCUUUUGACUGAGGUAGCUCUCUGGAAAGGAAAAGCAACCCGCAGCUCAACCAUCUGUCCAGUCUUUCCUCUGGUGCAUAAGCAUGGAUGGGGCACCUACCAAAAGCCACGUACUUCUUCAUCUAAUGGACACCACCCUUCGGCAUGUAUUGGGGACACUUGGAGAGGAUCAGCAACCUGUCCCAGGUAACCUAGAGGAUCUGUGUGCCCA